Molecule: messenger RNA, 2259 nt
Organism: Teleopsis dalmanni
Lineage: Eukaryota; Metazoa; Arthropoda; Insecta; Diptera; Diopsidae
Exons: 2
Coding region: 68-1345 (425 amino acids)
Source: RefSeq, a predicted model, not a curated record
UUAUUCUUUAUAUACUUUUUCAUUAUUUUUUUGUUUUUAAUUUUUUCCACUUAAAAGCAAAAGCAAAAUGUCUUCACUUAUAUUUACUUCAGAUCGGUCGGGAUCUUUUUCCACUAUCGUUAGCCGAAAUCAAUCGAGAAGUGUUAUUUAUGCUUCAAAGCAAUCAAAAAUCGUGAUAGAAGCAAUUUUAUUCAAAAUCAAUUUCGCUGUCUACAAAGAUCUUAUCACUUACAAUCAAAAACUGCAGCACUUACAAGAGUUUGACAGCCUGGAAUUAUACUAUACUUUGGAAAAGAUUAAUUAUUCUAUUACAACAUUAAAAGUUGAAAAUUAUAUGUUACAUUAUUUCCUCGAAAAAAAUGAUGCAAAACUGUUAUUAGGUUACGAUGAAGUGCAUAAUAUGGUCACGCACUAUACACUUAGAGGAGCAGUAGGGUCUCCGGUAUCGGAUAGGCGCAGUUGGGAUGACGUAUCUAUGACUCGUUCGAUUUACAGUUCUAUGAAAAAACCUGGUGUAGAAUAUCAUUUAACACUUCGCACUAGAACUGAAUUAGCAGAAAAGAUAUGUAACGAGGUGGAACAACAAAUAAGCAGUAUGCGUAAUAUAGCGUUUCGUGAAAUACGGAAAUUAAAUGCGUGGAUUGAUGAACUGGAUAUUACUUACGGUGAACUGGAAGAAUCAAGAGAAAAUUUGAGAAAACAUUUGUUGUCUGUCAAUCCAAAUUUGAAAGGGUAUGAAAGACAAAUAGAAUUAAUCCACUUGUUUAAGUAUUUUUGUAAAAAUUGGUCUAGCAGAGCAACAAAUCUUAUCUUAGAAAUACGCUUAAACAUGACUAAAGUUGCGCAGGCCUGCUUUGAAAUGCGCUACGACAUACUUAAUAAAGCUCCAGUUAACGUCGCCUCCACUCAUGUCGAUUUUCAAUUAUUGUCCAUUAGUAGGCAUGAUCUCACAGGUUCGCUAUAUAAACAAAUUGACGUCAAUUAUAAUUUAAAGUUCGUUACUGGCAAUGUAAAUCGAGCUAUGAAUUUGGCGAGACAAAAUCUGUUGGCCACAAAGCAUCAAUCAAUAAUGCGAACCACUAAAAUUAUAGAAGAAGAACGCGGUAACGCGAAACUAAAACAAGAAUUAAAUAGAGAAAUAAGAGUUUUUAAGAAAGAUGUUGAAUAUAUAAAUCAAUUGAAGAAGCAUUUACAACGUUUUCAAGCCCCGAGUGUGGCUGAAUAUGCAGAGUUAAAGCAUGAACUAAAUCAGGCCGACAGAGAAGAGAAAAUGUAUAUACGUAAACUUAGCACAGAUAUGAUGAGAUUAAGAUAUUUGGAGAAGAAACUAAAAGAAAAAAUCUAAAUUGUUAAAAAAAAUAAAUAAAUAAUAAAAUGUGAUAAAUUUAAUAAUUACAGGAAAAUGGAUUUCUGUUCUUAUAGACAUUAUAUACCUUAUAAUUAAUUGUACUGGAUGAAAAUUGAUAGAUACCAAUGAAAACCAGCUUCGCAAAACACGCAAGUUAUUUAGGAUUGAAAGUGAGUUCAUCAGGAUACCAAAUAGUUUGAGACAUGUGUCUAUUCUAAGGGGCUUAUGUAAAGAUCCCUUUAUUUCACACCUGAAAACCUCUUUGACGCUUUAAUAAAACAGGCAAUGUCUUCAGGCCUAUAGUAGUAUUAUUUGACUGAUUUACUCACCUAAGAGCAAGUGUUGUAAAGUAACAAAAUACAUCAUUUAUAUAUUUUCCCUCAAAGUUACACAUUAUACCUCUGUACUAUUAGCUGUCAAUCACGGUCACCCAUACACUCCAAUACACGAAGCCAGUAUCUACGAAAUAUAAGUGCUAGUACAGUACAACGAAAAUAGCUGGCACCUAGGUCCUGUAUCUCAGUCCAGAAUCUCCAUCGUCUUUUAUAAUAGACAAGCCUUACAUACAAAGAGGGUGUCAAACACGGCCUGGUGAAAUAAGGACGUGCAGUUUAAGAUCAGCACUAAAAAAUACUAAAAUAUGUAUACUAAAAUAAAUAGAGUAUGCGUCGCUGGUAGAGCAUCUCUGUAUCGAAAACUUUAACGUCUUUGAUAAUUAUUAUUUGUUAUAAUUUAAGAUAACUGUAUAUAAUAAAAAAGCAACUACAAAUACAAUCAUUGAACAAAAGAAGUUGUGCAAUCUAUAAUCAUGACCUAGCUUAUACUAGUAUGCUAUUCUACAUAGUGUAUGAAAACAGAUACCUUGAAAUCUGUAAACUCUAUUGAUCGAGGACGUAUUAUAAAGAAUCCAC